Ctenopharyngodon idella (grass carp) is the source of this 1451-nucleotide messenger RNA. Its product is annotated as protein TAMALIN. The record is from RefSeq and is a predicted model, not a curated record. The coding region runs from base 50 to 712 and encodes 220 amino acids. The transcript is spliced from 8 exons. Gene Ontology annotation, molecular function: protein binding. Lineage: Eukaryota; Metazoa; Chordata; Actinopteri; Cypriniformes; Xenocyprididae.
GCGGCUAAAAGCCGGAGGAGCGAUGUUCUCAGCAGCAGACUGAGCAGAGAUGUCAACACAAACUCUGAAGAUGACAGCAGCAUCUGUUCAAUACAUAAGAAAGCUGUUAGGAAAAAGCAGCUGCGCGACAAACAACCUGCUGAACACUGGACACAAAACACAGAAGAACACUAGUGAUUGUAAAACAACCAAGAACAAAGAUGGAAAAAGCCAUAAAAGAAACGUUCUGCAGUCCCAAGACAAGACAACGGAGCAGUGCAUACGGAAAACUGUUGUUUUAAGAAGAAAAGAAAAUGAAACUUUCGGGUUUGACAUCCAGACAGGCAGUGUUGAGAGAAGCAUCAGCGCUGAGCAGGAUUUGAGCUCAUAUGUGUGUUGGGUGAAGGAGAACAGUCUCGCAGAGAGUAGUGGGUUAAUGACAGGUGAUGUUAUUAUCACAGUCAACAGUGUGCACAUUGCUGGAUUCACUCAUCAGCAGAUCAAGGAUCUGGUUCAGAAGUCCUCCCUCUUAAUGAUGGAGAUUAUCAGAGGUGCUACAGAAAAGCAGAGACAAUUGCUUAACAAGCUUCAUCUCCUGCAGAGACAGUUCACAGAGAAAUGCGAAGAGCUUCAGACACUCAUCUCAGAGGAAAUGCGUCUAGUAGGAGGUGCCAUGGAAGACAUCCAGAAGCCAUGUGCCCUUCUUCCAGAAUCCUCUGCUACUGUUUGCUGACAGUAUGGAUAGUUUUGUUCCACUUACAAUAUAAUCAAACAUACCUAAUCAAGGUUCAAGCUAGUGCAUUAGAGCAGGGCUGAAACUAAACUCUGUUAAAGUUACAAGACUUAUGGCCAUAUGGUCAAAGACACCCUGUUAAGACAGGAUUGAAAGCAUGAAAUGCUAAAUAUUGAUGUAUGAGAUGGAAUUAUUUAAUAAUUUAUUUUAAUUAUAGUGUAUUUUUGUAAUAUCUAUACUGUAUUUGUGUAUUUUGCAAUAUUAAGCAUUGUCAAUUUAUUUAAUUCACUGUAUUUUUAUCAAAUAUAUAUAUUGUCUAAAAAUGAUUUGUGUAUUUGUAUACAAAGUGUUUUAAUAUAUUUAUUCAUUUUUAUAUUUAUUAUAGAAUGCCUCAGUAAUAAACUGUUGUUUUGUAGCAUAAGCUGGUUUUGCUGUGACUGUAUAAAUUCAAACACUUAAUCUUGCUGAAUGUGGUUUGCAUAAGUUGAUUUGUCUGCUGUUUGCUUCUGCUGAUCAUAGGUUUCCCAGAUAUCAUCUCUGUCAGUGGUAAAUUACCAGAUGCAGUUCUCAUUCACCACAUAGAUCUUAAGCCUGGCAGGAAAUGACACGUCAUUGUUGGUACAUCCUGUCUCAAAGACAAAACCUUAGCGUUCUCAUCACUUUUAUAAGGCUUAAUUGACAGUUUAAUGAUUAUCUGAUGCCUCAUUCUGUUUUUGAUAUAAUAAAAGACUUUUUAUAA